ACACGCGGCGCGCUGCGGCCCUCCACACACGUUUGGCGCCGAAAACUCGGAGCAGUGCGCCCGCCGGCGCGGGGCGGGGUUGGUUCGGCGGCUCCGCCUUGUCCCGCCCCGUCCGAGGGGUCCCCGCACCUAUGGUCGCUGCUCCGGCCGUGACCCCGAAGUGCCCGAGCCAAGCUGGGAUGGUCGCGGUUUCCUCGGGGACGGCGUAGCCGCUGCCCCCACCGGGCCCAGCGCUUCCUGCGCCACCCUCACCCCCGCUCAGACCGGCCAUGGCGCGGCCGGAGACCGCCUAUGAGGCGGCGGUGCCGCCCCGCCCCGCCUGCACCUACACCAGCUGCUACUGCGAAGAAAAUGUUUGGAAGCUUUGUGACUAYAUCAGGAGUCAGGAUCGGUACCCUUUAGAAGAAUUUUAUGCUGUUUUCAUAUCCAAUGAUAGGAGGAUGAUUCCUCUCUGGAAGCAGAAAUCUGGACAUGGAGAUGAGCCUGUUGUCUGGGACUACCAUGUUAUUCUACUUCAUGUUUCCAGYGGGGAGCAGAACUUCAUUUAUGAUCUUGACACAGUGUUGUCAUUUCCCUGUCCUUUUGAUAUGUACAGUGUGGAGGCCUUCAGGUUGGAYGACAGCCUUCGUCCAGAGUUUCACAGAAAAAUCAGAAUGGUUCGAGCAGAUUUGUACUUGAAGACAUUUGCUUCAGACAGAUCUCACAUGAAGGAUGCAAAUGGAAAAUGGCAGAARCCUCCUCCUCCAUACCCUUGCAUUGAAACUGCAGGCUCUGGUGAUCUUGUCCCAUCCUAUGUUUCCWGAGACUUGUGUCUGCGGGAUGCAACUCUCUGUAACUGUCAAUCCAAGUCACAGCAUAACUACAGAAAGACUCAGGAAACCACUCAAACAUAUUUCUUUAAAUGAAACAUCAGUUUAAAUGAAAUUGAAAGCAGAACAUCAUUUGUGCUUAUUUCCAUAGCUGGCAUAGCUUUCAUGAGGCAAGUAAUCCUAUUUUACCAUGAUAACUUCUCCUAUUCCAACCAGAGGCACAUUUCAUUUGUCUUCUCAACUGCUUUUCCCCAAUUUAUUAGGAGUUGCUUCAGUGGGCUUUCAUUCCCUCUGAGCAGGAGCCUGGGUCACACUCUUUGCAGUCUUGACAUUAACAAGAUGCAAUUGUCCCAUCUCCCCCAACCAAUUAAAAAAUAAAAAUCAGUCAGGUAGUAUGUCUAAAAAAAGCCCAGUAUUUYGUAAGCCACAAGUUGGAGUUGAGAGUCUUAGAUCAGUGUGGGCACUGGUGGUCUCUUUUGGGUCAACAGUCACUCCUCUGCUUUGGACAAGUACAGAUUCAUGAGCAUAAGCUCCAUGUGAACACUGUUCCUGUUAGAAGUGAGAGCUUAUUYCCCUUUGAGAUAUGAUGAAGCAACAGCUCUAUCUGGGAUCUUCUACUGCGACAACGAGCCAAGUUCUGGAUGUUCCUGCAGAAGAGUAUUUGCUUACAGUCAUCAGAAGCUCAAGGCUGAUAAGGUCACCACCUUGGAAGCAAUGAGACAACCUACUCUGUGGUUCACAUUGUUUGAACAUUUAUUGCAAUUCAGUGUCAAAAAUGUUUUACAAAAAUACAUUACUGUCUGCACAGAACAGCUGUAAAAAUCAGUUGAACAUGCAAGGGAAGAGGAAAAAAGUGUGCAAAUUUAUAAUGGAAGGAUUUUAACCACACAAUAAUAUUAAACAGAAGUCUUAUAUAAGGGAUGYCUUUCACUUCAUAUCAUCUCUAGUUACAACUUCAAGGAAAAAUAAAACAGAACACAGUCUCUCUUCCAUAUAUAAGUAGGUAUUUAUAAUUACUGUCGAUUAAUUCCUAAAGAUGAGCAUAUUGCUAUUUCAAAUUAMAAUGUUCUCUUGGUAGCUGACAUGUUAGCAUUCUGUGCAGCACAGGAUGGCUAAAGAAA
Malurus melanocephalus (red-backed fairy wren) is the source of this 1930-nucleotide messenger RNA. RefSeq names its product N-terminal glutamine amidase 1 (gene NTAQ1). Lineage: Eukaryota; Metazoa; Chordata; Aves; Passeriformes; Maluridae. The transcript is spliced from 6 exons. Gene Ontology annotation, cellular component: nucleus; cytosol. Bases 270 to 905 code for a protein of 211 amino acids. The record is from RefSeq and is a predicted model, not a curated record. Gene Ontology annotation, molecular function: protein-N-terminal asparagine amidohydrolase activity; protein-N-terminal glutamine amidohydrolase activity.